Lentinula edodes (shiitake mushroom) is the source of this 921-nucleotide messenger RNA. RefSeq lists its product as uncharacterized. Gene Ontology annotation, molecular function: lipase activity. Gene Ontology annotation, biological process: lipid storage. Lineage: Eukaryota; Fungi; Basidiomycota; Agaricomycetes; Agaricales; Omphalotaceae. Bases 1 to 921 code for a protein of 306 amino acids. The record is from RefSeq and is a predicted model, not a curated record. The transcript has 5 exons. Gene Ontology annotation, cellular component: lipid droplet.
AUGGACGUUCCUUCUUUCUUACAACCACAGACAGACUCACAAUACGCAAAUUCUGUCUAUGUCCAUUCUAUCUUUCAGCACUCUAAACCACUUGGUUUUUCAAAGACAAUUUGGUGGCCAAGUGCAGAUCCGAGCACGGUAGUCCUCUUCAUACCAGGGAAUCCCGGCCUCUCAGAAUUUUAUAUUCCGUUUCUCUCCGCCCUGUAUCACCAAUCCAAUCGUCUUUGUAUAUUAGCACAAUCACAUCUUGGGCAUACCGAAGAAGCCACUGCCUUUAUACAUGACCUUGCAGCCCAAGUCUCCGCCGCUAUAGAAGGUCUAGAUGCACUCAGGCAAACUUAUCCUGGCAAGAAAUUUAUCGUAAUUGGUCAUAGUGUAGGGUCUUGGAUCGCUUCACAGGUGCUGAAAGCCAGGCCAAGCGAAGUGCACUCUGUGUUCUUACUGUUUCCUACAAUCACAAACAUUCUACAUACUCCAAACGGGCGAAGUCUUUCCUGGGCCUUUCGACCGCCUUUUCGCUAUAUUAUAUCGAAGUUCUCACUUCUUUUGCGUCCGAUCUUUUCGAGAAUUCUAUCUGCGUUGUUCUCUGAGUGGCCGAAAGCACAACUUGCCGUACUCCUUAGACUGCUGCACUCAUCUUCUUGUAUCGAAUCUUGUCUUAGCAUGGCGCACGAGGAAAUGAACACCAUUCGCGAGCUUGAUGUCGAAUUUCUGGAAACAUAUCAACACCGCAUACACAUGUACUUUGCUGAAACAGACGGAUGGGUGGGGAAUAAUAAGGACGUGAUUCUACGCUCUUUCAAUCCUGAUCGUGACUCAGUCAAGAUAGUCCAUGGUGAUCAUGGCAUCCCCCAUGCUUUUUGUAUCAAUCACAGCCAAGAAUUAGCAGAUCAGUGCAUCCGUUGGAUGUUAGAGCAAUGA